CCUCCUCCUUUCCUUCCCCGUCCUCGCCUUCAGCUCCGCCUUGACGACGUACCUUACGUCUGACAAAGUCGCCGUCGCCGUCGUCGCCAUCGCUCGCUCGCCAUCGCAGGCAUGGCGUCGUGGCUUACACCCCUUCUCACUUCGUCCCUCGACGUCGAUGUGCGCCUACUAGACGGCAACGUCUCGACGGACGAGACGCGCAAGCAGGUCGAGGUCAAAAUCGAAAAGGACCGAAAGGAGAUUUGCCCCGUCUACUUUGAUGGCGAGACUGUGCAAGGAGAAGUGGUCAUCAGGAGCAGAGAUGGCAAGAAGUGGGCACAUGAUGGGAUCAGAAUUGAGUUGGUCGGGGGGAUAGAGCUCUUCUACGACAGAAAUCAGCACCACCCCUUCCAAUCCCUCUCACGGUCUCUUGCACCCCCAACCCCCUCAAAUGCGCCCUCCGUCGUUCUACCCUUCUCCUUUCCCAACGUAGAGAAACCCUACGAAUCCUACCAUGGCAUCAAUGUACGGCUACGCUACUUUCUACGCAUCACCAUGAACAGGAGAAUGGCCAGCGGUGGGGAUCUGAUCAAGGAGAAGGAGAUCUUUGUACAGAGUUACAGGAUUGCGCCGGAGGUAAACAAUGCCUUGAAGAUGGAGGUGGGCAUUGAGGAUUGUCUGCAUAUCGAGUUUGAGUACAACAAGAGCAAGUAUCACCUCAAGGACGUCAUCGUAGGCAAGAUCUACUUCCUCCUCGUACGAAUCAAGAUCAAGCAUAUGGAGCUCAGCAUCAUUCGAAGGGAGACGACGGGUACUCCGCCGAAUCAGUACAACGAGUCAGAAACGAUUACCAAAUUCGAGAUCAUGGAUGGAGCGCCCGUACGAGGAGAGACGAUUCCCAUUCGACUCUUCUUGGGCGGCUUCGACUUGACGCCGACGUUCAGGGAUGUGGCCAAGAGGUUCUCGACGAGGUACUACCUCAACCUGGUACUGGUAGACGACGAGAACAGGCGGUACUUCAAGCAGCAAGAGGCAGUCCUUUACCGCAUACCCGACAAUUGAUGUCUGUCUCAUCUGUCUCUCCUUCUAUGUAUCGUUGCCUCUGUAGUGCGCCAAACCGCAUCGUCUUCACCCGGG
This is a messenger RNA of Jaminaea rosea, 1116 nucleotides long. Its product is annotated as vacuolar protein sorting-associated protein 26. NCBI's taxonomy places the organism in Eukaryota, Fungi, Basidiomycota, Exobasidiomycetes, Microstromatales. Gene Ontology annotation, cellular component: retromer complex; endosome. The record is from RefSeq and is a predicted model, not a curated record. Gene Ontology annotation, biological process: retrograde transport, endosome to Golgi; intracellular protein transport. The transcript has 6 exons. Bases 112 to 1041 code for a protein of 309 amino acids.